Trichoderma aggressivum f. europaeum is the source of this 2649-nucleotide messenger RNA. RefSeq names its product CAZyme family GH3. The record is from RefSeq and is a predicted model, not a curated record. Gene Ontology annotation, molecular function: beta-glucosidase activity. The coding region runs from base 1 to 2649 and encodes 882 amino acids. Gene Ontology annotation, biological process: glucan catabolic process. The transcript is spliced from 2 exons. NCBI's taxonomy places the organism in Eukaryota, Fungi, Ascomycota, Sordariomycetes, Hypocreales, Hypocreaceae.
AUGAAGACAUCCAUUCUUUUGGCCGCCUCUACGGCGACGGUUUUGGACUUUGCAGCUGCUAACGCUCUUCCAAACGCACAGCCCUACCCUCCUCCUCACUCCAACGAGGCGUACUCGCCUCCUUUCUAUCCCUCCCCAUGGAUGGACCCCAAUGCUCCGGGCUGGGAGCAAGCCUAUGCUCAGGCUAAGGAGUUUGUUUCGGGCCUGACUCUCCUAGAGAAGGUCAACCUCACCACCGGUGUUGGUUGGAUGGGUGAGAAGUGUGUUGGAAACGUUGGUACCGUCCCUCGCCUGGGCCUGCGAUCUCUCUGCAUGCAGGAUGGCCCCCUUGGUCUCCGAUUCAACAGGUACAAUAGUGCUUUCGCUACUGGCUUGACUGCCGCCGCCAGUUGGAGCAGACACCUUUGGGUUGACCGUGGCACUGCCCUGGGCUCUGAGGCAAAGAACAAGGGUGUUGAUGUUCUUCUUGGACCUGUUGCUGGUCCUCUGGGCCGCAAUCCCAACGGAGGCCGUAACGUCGAGGGCUUCGGAAACGACCCUUACCUGGCUGGUGUGGCUCUUGCCGAUACCGUCACUGGUAUCCAGGAUGCCGGUACCGUGGCCUGCGCCAAGCACUUCCUCCUCAACGAACAGGAGCAUUUCCGCCAAGUUGGAGAGGCCAACGGCUACGGAUACCCCAUCAGCGAGGCCCUGUCGUCCAACGUUGACGACAAGACCAUCCACGAAGUCUACGGCUGGCCUUUCCAGGAUGCCGUCAAGGCCGGUGUUGGCUCCAUCAUGUGCUCGUACAACCAGGUCAACAACUCGUACGCUUGCCAGAACUCCAAGCUCCUCAACGGAUUGCUCAAGGAGGAGUACGGUUUCCAAGGUUUCGUCAUGAGCGAUUGGCAGGCUCAGCAUGCCGGUGUCUCGACCGCUGCCGCCGGUCUUGACAUGACCAUGCCUGGUGAUACUCUUUUCAACACCGGCGCGUCUUACUUCGGAAGCAACCUGACCCUUGCCGUCCUCAACGGCACUGUUCCCGAGUGGCGUAUCGACGACAUGGUCAUGCGUAUCAUGGCCUCCUUCUUCAAGGUGGGCAAGUCGAUUUCCAACCUCGUCGACACCAACUUUGAUUCUUGGACCGAUGGCGAGUUUGGCUACGUUCAGGCUGCCGUCAAUGAGAACUGGGAGAAGGUCAACUACGGUGUCGAUGUCCGUGCCAACCACGCCAACCACAUUCGUGAGGCUGGUGCCAAGGGAACCGUUAUCCUCAAGAACAACGGCAUCCUGCCCCUCAACAAGCCCAAGUUCCUUACCGUCAUCGGCGAGGAUGCCGGCUCUAACCCCGCCGGUCCCAACGGCUGCGGUGACCGCGGCUGCGAUGAUGGCACUCUUGCCAUGGAGUGGGGUUCUGGCACCACCAACUUCCCCUACCUCGUUACCCCCGACGCGGCGAUCCAGAACCAGGCUCUCCAGGAUGGCUCUCGCUACGAGAGCAUCCUGAACAACUACGCCACUUCUGCAAUCAAGUCUCUCGUCACCCAGCCCGAGGCCAUCGCCAUUGUCUUUGCUAACUCCGACAGUGGUGAGGGCUACCUUCACCCCGAUGGUAACGAGGGUGACCGCAAGAACAUUACCCUGUGGAAGAACGGUGACGACCUUAUCAAGACUGUUGCUGCCAACAACGCCAAGACCAUUGUUGUCAUCCACUCGACUGGUCCCGUCAUACUGAAGGACUACGCCGUGCACCCCAACAUCUCCGCCAUUGUGUGGGCUGGUACUCCUGGUCAGGAGUCUGGUAACUCUCUUGUCGACAUUUUGUACGGCAAGCAGAGCCCCGGACGCACUCCCUUCACCUGGGGUCCUUCUCUGGAGAGCUACGGCGUUCAGGUCAUGACGACUCCCAACAACGGCAACGGCGCUCCUCAGGAUGACUUCACCGAGGGCGCCUUUAUUGACUACCGCUACUUUGACAAGGUGGCUCCCGGCCAGCCUCGCAGCUCCGACAAGGCUCCCACGUACGAGUUCGGCUUCGGACUAUCGUGGUCGACCUUUAAGUUCUCCAACAUCCAGAUCCAGAAGAACAACGCCGGCCCGCUGAACCCGACUACCGGCAAGACCAUUGCCGCUCCCGUCCUGGGCACCUUUAGCAAGAACAUCAAGGACUAUGGUUUCCCCAAGGGCAUUCGCCGCAUCCGCGAGUUCAUCUACCCAUACCUGAGCAGCACCAGCUCUGGCCAGGCCGCUUCUGGCGACGCCCACUACGGCCAGACUGCCAAGCAGUUCCUCCCCGCCGGAGCCAACGACGGCAGCCCCCAGCACCGCUCUCCCUCUUCUGGUGAGCCCGGCGGCAACCGCCAGCUGUACGACAUCAUCUACACCGUCACCGCCACCAUCACCAACACGGGCAAGGUCAUGGACGAUGCCGUUCCCCAGCUGUACCUGAGCCACGGUGGCCCCAACGAGCCCGUGCGGGUCCUGCGUGGCUUUGACCGUAUCGAGCGCAUUGCGCCCGGCCAGAGCGUCACCUUCAAGGCUGACCUGACUCGCCGUGACAUUUCCAACUGGGACACCAAGACCCAGCAGUGGGUUGUCACCAAGUUCCCCAAGACUGUCUACGUGGGCAGCUCUUCCCGCGACCUGCCCCUCAGCGCGCGCCUGCCAUGA